GGUGGUUAUAAAACGGCUAACGUAAAGAUUUCUGUCAGCUAAUUUUGACCAUUUUCUCCAUCGAAAUUUCUUCGCCAUGGCAGCGAGUGUCAGCACAAUGUCCAGGAUGGAGCCGCCUCAGCAAACGAGUUUGAUACAGGAAAAGGAGCUGAUGGAGCGGAGAAUGCUGGAGGAAAUCAAAAGGCGUCGUGACGCUGGCCAGGACUCAUGGGCUUUGGAGGACUUCCAAGUAGGCCGUCCCCUGGGCCGAGGGAAGUUCGGCAGGGUUUAUCUCGCCCGAGAGAAGAAGACAAAGUACCCUGUGGCCCUUAAAAUGUUAUUCAAAAAGGAACUGAUUAAGCACAAAAUGGAGGAGCAGCUGAUUCGAGAGAUCGAAAUACAGUCCCACCUGAAGCACGAGAACGUCCUGCAGAUGCUGACGUACUUCGUGGACGAAAGGAGGGUCUUCUUGGUCCUCGAGUACGCCUCCAAGGGCGAGUUGUUCCGCGAGCUGAACGCGCAGAAGCACGGCCGCUUCGAGGAGCCAAAGUGCGCCAAGUACAUUUACCAGGUAGCCAGCGCCCUGCAGGCGUGCCACGACUGCCAGGUGAUACACAGGGACAUCAAGCCCGAGAACAUCCUCAUCUCUGCCAGGGGCAACAUCAAGAUUGCAGACUUCGGGUGGUCCGUCCACGACUCGUCCCACACCAAAAGGAAGACUAUGUGUGGAACGCUGGACUACCUGGCGCCGGAGAUGGUGAAGAACAUGGAGCACACGCACCUGGUGGACAACUGGUGCGUCGGCAUCCUCUGCUACGAGCUGUUGGUGGGCAAGCCGCCCUUCGAGAGCAAGUCCAGCCAGAAGACCUACCAACGCAUCUGCGAGGCUCACAUCGACUUCCCGCCCUACGUCGGCACCCUCGCCAGAGACCUCAUUACCAAGUUGCUGCAGGUGAAGCCUGAGAACCGCCUGUCCCUGAAGGAGGUGAAGGUGCACCCUUUCAUCGUCAAGCACUGGCCCUUGAAGAGCGUGGAUGAUGCCCCGAAGCCCACUAACAAUGAGUGAAUUUGAAGACUUGUAUGUAAUUCUUUUAAGGUUUAUAUUGAUCUGUAGAUAUUGUGGUUUUAAUCAGAGUUGAGCCCGGUAUAUCUUCACCACUGGUUUUACCUCUCAAUUCCUUAUUUCUUCUUUGAAAAUCUUAAAUUUGUGGUCCAAGUGGCCAAAAUAUUUCAUCCAAAAAUUGUUUGUUUACUACCUCGAUUUCUCUCUGUAAAUUUUCCAAGUCAAGGUCAUGAGAAAACGCGGGUUUUUAGCAACCCUGUUUUGUUUUCAGUUUGUUUAUAUAAAUUAAUGGCUGCGAUCUUUCCUUGCUGUAAUAUAAUGAGAAAUUAAUUUUGAA
This is a messenger RNA of Cloeon dipterum, 1379 nucleotides long. Its product is annotated as aurora kinase C-like. NCBI's taxonomy places the organism in Eukaryota, Metazoa, Arthropoda, Insecta, Ephemeroptera, Baetidae. Gene Ontology annotation, cellular component: spindle midzone; chromosome passenger complex; spindle microtubule. Bases 77 to 1045 code for a protein of 322 amino acids. Gene Ontology annotation, molecular function: protein kinase activity; ATP binding. The transcript has 6 exons. Gene Ontology annotation, biological process: regulation of cytokinesis; protein phosphorylation; mitotic spindle organization. The record is from RefSeq and is a predicted model, not a curated record.